AGUCCGACACAAACAGGAAGACAGCGGAAGUACACUAGUUUGCAGUUAAUGGUGAAAUGACAGUAGUGUUACCUGCAACAACACCUGAGCCGCGUAUAUGCAUCACAUUGCUGUCAUCACCCUAACGUAAUGCCUCGCGUGCUGUGUCCCGGUUUACAUUUGUCAAAAUGGAGGAAGAGGAGCAGCUGCGGCCCUUCAUGUUCCUGAUGAGUUACAUGCUGCUGAAGCGCAGGAGAGACUUAAACAACGCAAACAUUCAGAGACGCAACGAGAUUCAAAGACGCAUCAGACAUCGGCAGUACUUCUUCCAGAGACAGAGGAGGAUGCUCAUGAUGAUGAUCGCAGGAGGUAUCCGCUCCAACGUCCGCAUCCGCACACGACCUUGGACCACCACCACAAACACUGAUUGGUGGGAGCGGGUGGUGAUGACAGAAUUCCAGCCAUCUGAUUGGCUGGAUAAGUUCCGUAUGAGCCGGGAGACGUUCUUCUACCUCUGUGACAAGCUGAGGCCCCGUCUGGCUCGCCAGGACACCAGCUUCAGGCUGGCGCUGCCGGUGGAAAAACGCGUAGCAGUUGCUCUGUGGCGCCUGGCGUCGAACAUUGAAUACCGCACCAUCAGCACUCUGUUUGGUGUGGGGAAAUCCACCGUGUGCAGGUGUGUUAGGGACAUGUGUCACGCCAUCGUGGCGCUCCUCAGCUCUAUCUACCUGCGCUCCCCCAGUGAGCAGGAGCUGGAGGAUUCAGCCCAGCUCUUCCUGUCCAAUUGGGGCUUCCCUCACUGCGUCGCUGCCAUAGCAACGCUCCACACAGCCAUCAUCACGCCAUCAAACAACGCGUCUGACUAUGCCAACCCCGCUGGCUGGCUCUCAGUGCUGUCUCAGGUGGCUGUUAGUGGCCGGGGGCAAUUCUGGGAUGUAUGUGCCAGUUUCCCAGGUGGGACGGACCCAGUUGACAUCUUCCAGAACUCAUCGCUGUGGGCUACUACUGCAGAGGGCGGACUGUCGCCUGCCCUGCCACCUAUCUUCAUGGGAAAACCACUCCGGUAUGUGCUGCUGGGAGAGGCAUGCUACCCUCUCCAGAGCUGGCUAAUGAAGGCCUAUCCUGAGGAAAAGGGCAGGAGGACCAGUCACACAGCGCUGACCGAGCCACAGCGGCUCUUUAAUCGGCGGCUCACCAGAGCGCUGCGUGUAUCUGAGGAGGCUCUGCUAAGGCUGAGGGCACGCUGGCAGUGUCUGAGCAAGAGGAACGACUGUGGACUGGACGUGGUGCCCACCAUGAUUCUAGCUUGCUGCCUUCUACACAACGUGUGCGAGUCCCACGGGGACACCUUCAAGGCGGAGUGGCAGGUGGAGGUGGCCGCGGCAGAGAGCCCUCAGCCCAGCCACAAGCAGCUCCCCUCAACCAGCAUUGACCAAAGUCAUGCUGAGGAGGUCCGACACCUCUUCUGUGACUAUCUUUUAAGAGCAGAAUAAUUAAAAAGCUUCCUACACAUGAAGACUAAUGUUAUUGAACACAGUGGUGGAAGGUAACUAAGUACAUUUACUUAAGUGCACAUUUUCAUGCCACUUUAUACUUCAACUCCACUCAGAGGGAAAUAUUGUCCAUUAUACUUCACUGCAUUUUACAUUUUAAGAGUUUAUGAAAUGUGAUGUUUUGUUUUUAAUAAAACUACUGUACCUGUGAAUAUAUCCAAGUAAGUGAUUAGUUGAUUAAU
Messenger RNA from Cottoperca gobio, 1714 nucleotides. RefSeq names its product protein ANTAGONIST OF LIKE HETEROCHROMATIN PROTEIN 1. The record is from RefSeq and is a predicted model, not a curated record. Lineage: Eukaryota; Metazoa; Chordata; Actinopteri; Perciformes; Bovichtidae. The transcript has 4 exons. Bases 168 to 1472 code for a protein of 434 amino acids.